This is a messenger RNA of Penaeus chinensis, 1801 nucleotides long. RefSeq lists its product as uncharacterized. NCBI's taxonomy places the organism in Eukaryota, Metazoa, Arthropoda, Malacostraca, Decapoda, Penaeidae. The record is from RefSeq and is a predicted model, not a curated record. The transcript is spliced from 6 exons. The coding region runs from base 217 to 807 and encodes 196 amino acids.
UGAAUGAGUGCCAUCUACCGGCCAUACACGAGUCUUCCGUGUCCUGCGUUUCCCAAUCCCAUUUCCUUGCAGAUUACCCCAAAAGCCCGACCCUCCCACUCGCGGCCGCCCGUGCGCUAUAAAACGGGGAGAUAAAAGAGGAAGCCUAUUAAGGUGCCUAUUUUCCUCCAAGGGAGAAAGGGGGUGGGUGUGUGUGCGAGCUCAUUAGAGUGCACCAUGUUGUGGGAACCAUCAGGAUGCUGCUGUUGCAGUCUCAGGACUGGGAGCCUGGUGUUGGCAACCAUAGUAAUUGUAACUGGGACCCUGGGCAUGAUAAAUGAGAUUGGUGCUCUCAUUGUUGGGGAUAUACCUGACACCCUGAGAGAAGUUUGUGAAAAAGAAGAAAACGAUAAUAUGGAUGUGGAUGAAUGCUAUAACUUUUCUCUCCCAAUAGUGUAUGGAGUAUUGAUAACCAAGCUUGUGUUGGACAUCAUACAAGUCACAAUUAGCAUCCUCUUGGUCCAUGGCAUCCUCAAGAAUAAGACAAGAUUCAUGAUACCCUACAUGAUCAUGGUACUGGUUGGUAUCAUCAUAAUGGGGCUGGUUGCUUUGUUAGCAAUUGGUGCAAUGGCCUAUUCUGGACUCUGGUUGGGCGUCUUCAUCUUUGCCCUUAUGUUUGGCCUGAUUAUUUUCCUUGAGACUUACUGCCUUUUGGUUGUCCGAGCCCUUUACCUCCAGCUCAAACGCCAGAAGGGACAGCGCCACAUGAUCCUGACUGAGCAAGGCUAUAGCAGAGCCAAGACAGAGGAGUUUGGAGAGUAUCAAUAAGCAAAAUGCACUGAUAAAACCUGGAACCUGUUUGGAAGGCAUAUAGCUUUAUAGACAGGAUUGCAUAAUCAUGACCAAAAUUCACUGUUAUUUGUAAAACCAGAAUAACAUGUGAGGGAAAAAGUAAAAUUUGUAGUGUAGAAAUUCUGUUUGAGAGCAGAAUUAGUUUUAUUUUAAGGAGAACAAACAAAUGGAAUAUUGAUAUUUGGAUAAUCAAAUUAGUCAGACAAUUUUUUUACAAAUGUCUUGGACUAAGACAUAAUGGAGCAUGUCUGUGAUUUGUUCCAUCAGUUGCAUGACAGAGUUAUAUCGAGUGGAAACCAGAAUUGUUAAAUAGAUUGAGGGUCAGUUUUUUUUUUUUUUUUUUUUAAUCAUGAUAGUACUUGUAUAUUUAAACAUAAGGCACAGUCAUUCCCAGCUCAUGAACCCCAGUGGACCUGAACCAAGGAAUCCUGAAACAACACAUGUUUAAGGAAAUCGUGGUUUAAAAUCGCAAGGGUUCAUCAGCUGCACACAAAUUUUGGGAAAUUGCUAUAAAAAAAAAGAAACAUGAUAAAAAGAAACAAAAAGACAGGUGAUUGUUUUUGCAUGUAUCAGUAAUUAGUAAAUAUAUAAUGCAUGAGUAUGUUACAUGUUUCCUAGUGUCACUUUUUUGUCUGUUUGUGUGAACAUAAUUAUACAUAUGUACAUAUGAAUAUGUAUAUGUGUAUAUGUUUUUUCUUCUUUUUUAUGAACAAUGACAGUUUUUUGUUUUGUUUAUUGUUUUUGUUUUAUUUUUGUUUUUUUGUUUUUUGUUUAUUAACUCUUGUGUGGCAGGUAAUGUCGUAAAAUGUUCUGCUUAGGAAGGGUCCUGGUAGCAGGCACUAUCAUCAGCUUUUUUUUUUUCUUAGACAUAUAUAGAUACUUAUGUGUAUAUAUAUAUAGAUAGAUAUAUAUGAAUAUAUUAUGAAUGUAUUCAGAAUAUAUAGUCAUAUAUAUUCAUAUAAAUAUAUUA